ACUACGGCUGGCGAAUUGCCAAGGGUUGGCUUCAGCUGGGACGUCGUGCUGGAUCUCCAUCGCGUUGCAGUGCGCCAUACAGGUGCAGAGACAACAGCAAGUGAGCAGCGCAGAACGCCGCCCACAAAAUCAACGGAGCAAGGCUCCAAGCAUUUCUCGAAAGUGGGCAAAUCCAAGAGCCCAAAAGCCGAAAGUGUGAACGUUGCAAUAACCAGAACUCCACUAAGAUCUCCAAAAACAGACACCAAGCUAGCAGAAGCCGCGACUGCAACGACAAUUGCCCCAACUGCAACAACAACAACUGCAGCAACCACCAAAAGCAGCCAAACGAGGCUUCAAAACCAAGCGACUACAAGCAUGUUACUUUUGCAACCCAAUAGCUCCUUUAGUUCACUCUCGUCGUUCGACAAUUUCUCAACGCAAGCCGUGGCAACGACAACGACGACGUCCACAGUAGCUGCAGUAGCGAGUAGUGCUGGACACCAUCACCAUCAUCAUCAUCGCCAUCAUCAUCAGCAUCAGCAACAGCAGCAGCAGCAGCAGCAGCAACAGCAACAGCAGCAGCAGCUAGUUGGGCAACAGCAUCAGCAUCUGCUGCUGCCCACAUCCAGCCAGGUCUCGCUGCUGACCCAUGAGGAGGAUCAGCUGAUCAGCAAUCUUGCCGAUGCGGCCGUCACGCACAGCGAACUCUUCUCGGAUUUAUUUUUUCCAUCGGACUCGAACAACUCUUUGCUCUCGCCGGCGCUGGAGCAUUCGGUUGCCAGCUAUCCGGACACACAGAUUGAUGUGACGCCGUCCAGUGAGACUCUGAUCGGCAGCAGCGAGGAUAUCACAGGCUCCAUUGAGAAUCUCACCAAGCUGACGUGUCUGCGCGACAAGCGGCUUUCCUCAAUACAAGACCAGGCCCCAGCCAAUAGCAGCGCCGGCUCCGAGCAGGAUCAUCACGCGAUUUGCCUGCUCAGCCUGCGCUCCAGCAGCGAUCCCGCAAUUGCACUCCACGCUCAGCAGCAACAGCAGCAGCAACAGCAGCAACAGCAACAACAGCUGCAGGCCGCCUAUCUGCAGCGGCACGGCGCCAGCGACUUACUGAUCUCACCCAUUGGGGGGCCGCUCUCGUGCGGCAGCAGCCUGCCCAGUUUCCAGGAGACCUACUCUGUCAAGUACAACAGCAGCAGCGCCAGCAGUCCGAAGCAGGCGUCCUCCUCGGCCACGGGCACGCCCUCCGAUCAGAUCUUGACCAUUAAAAUGGAUGAGGACUGCUUUCCGCUGACCACCGCUGCGGAGGUAAUGGCUGACCUUAACUCUGGCCCCGGUUCUGGCCAGUCGCUGCACCAGCUGCAGGCUCAGCCCUCGGCCCUGGCAGCCGCCGGGCACAACAACAACAACAACAACAGCAGCAGCAACAGCAGCGGCUACAACUACCAUGGUCACUUCAACGCCAUCAACGGCGCUUCCAAUCCCUCGCCCAGCUCGUCGGCCAGCUCGCUCUACGAGUACAGCGGAGUGGGCCCUAAUGAUGGCUUCUACGGGCAACAGCAGCCAGGCUAUCAGCACAUUAACUACAACACGCCGAAUGGCGAGCGCUACUCCUUGCCCACAUUUCCCACCAUUUCCGAGCUGGAGGCAGCAACGGCUGCCGGCGCGUCCGCGGCAAAUGGCGGUGCCAACUCCGGCUCUGUCGUGGUCGUGCCCCCGCUGCGUCGUGCCUCGCUGCCUGUGCAGCGCUCCGUUUCGCCCGCCGCCGCCGCGCACAGCCCCAAGAUGGCGAAGCUGGCGCUGGGCUCGAGAAAUGCGCACACCGUGAAUGCGCUGCAGGUGCAGCUGAGCUCGGCACCCAAUUCUGCUGCCAGCUCGCCAGUGAGCGGAGCCGGCACGGAUUUUCUGCACAACCAGGCCCAGGGGCGUCUGCUGCAGUCCACUCAUCCAAACUCAUCGCAGCUGUGCGCCGUGUGCGGCGAUACGGCCGCCUGUCAGCACUACGGGGUGAGGACCUGCGAGGGCUGCAAGGGCUUUUUCAAGCGGACCGUGCAAAAGGGCUCCAAGUAUGUGUGCCUGGCGGACAAGAGCUGCCCGGUGGACAAGCGGCGGCGCAAUCGCUGCCAGUUCUGUCGUUUCCAAAAGUGCUUGGUCGUGGGCAUGGUCAAGGAGGUGGUGCGCACGGACUCACUGAAGGGUCGCCGCGGGCGUCUGCCCUCGAAGCCAAAGUCGCCGCAAGAGUCGCCCCCAUCGCCGCCCAUAUCGCUGAUAACUGCAUUGGUGCGCAGCCACGUGGACACAACGCCGGAUCCCUCGUGCCUGGACUACACACACUACGAGGAGCCACUCGAUCCGCUGACCCCGCCGACCGUAGCCAGUGGACUGGGCCUGAGCGAGGCCGACAAGGUGCAGCAGUUCUAUCAGCUGCUGAGCAGCUCGGUGGAUGUGAUCAAGCAGUUUGCCGAGAAAAUUCCCGGCUAUUUGGAGCUCACGCCCGAAGACCAGGAGCUCCUCUUCCAGUCCGCAUCGCUGGAGCUGUUCGUGCUGCGCCUCUCCUAUCGCGCCCGCAGCGAUGACACCAAGAUGAUUUUCUGCAACGGCACGGUGCUGCACCGUAACCAGUGCCAGCGCUCCUUUGGCGAUUGGCUCAACGGCAUCAUGGAGUUCAGUCGCAGCCUGCACAAUCUAGAGAUUGACAUAUCGGCCUUUGCCUGCCUCUGCGCCCUCACCCUCAUAACAGAGCGACAUGGCCUGCGAGAGCCGAAGAAGGUGGAACAGCUGCAGAUGAAGAUUAUUGGCAGCCUGCGAGAUCAUGUCACCUACAACGCGGAGGCGCAGAAGAAACAGCAUUACUUCAGCCGGCUGCUGGGCAAGCUGCCCGAGCUGCGCUCCUUGAGCGUCCAGGGACUGCAGCGCAUAUUCUAUCUCAAGCUGGAGGAUCUGGUGCCAGCACCGGCCCUCAUUGAGAACAUGUUCGUUACCACAUUGCCCUUCUAGGCGCCAUAACUUUGCUUCCUUAUAUUUAGCUUUUAAUAACGUAAAUAGAUUGCGUAAGUAAUUGAAAUUGGAAUCUCCCAGACAGCAUGUACCUAGUUCUAAGUGAUCUCAAGGAGCCUGAGAUAGCAGAACCCCGAAAAAACACAAGAAACAAUAAAACAAAAAACAUGACACAACAGUGUCUUUAGGAAGUUAAAGCUAUUGAAUUAAGUGUUCCCAACUAGACACUUACAUAUACGUAUAAGCAUGAUCGAUCCGAGCCCGAACCCGUACCCGCACCCGUACCCGUAGGCUAGGGUCAGCCUGGUUCCGUAUAGGCACUGAGCAGUGCAUAAUUGGAGCUGUUCAUGAAUAUUUCAGCACUGAGGCAAGUCCGUGGCUAUUCGUGACUUGUCAGCUGCACACAGAAUUUACAACUUGUUGACGUUAAUUGUUAAAUUGUUUAAUUCCGAUUCCGACUGUCAAAAUCAAUGGGCGCAACACGCACAUCCAGCUGCGUACCUAGACAACCUAGUGGAUAUAUUGGAAAACCAACUCUCAACCUUUCGCUGCCCGCUUCGAUUCGACCAAUUUUUGUUUGCCUUCAAGUACAAAUCAGAGUUCUUUCGUGCAAUGCCCACUCUUGCCUUUAGCUUACGUCUAGUCAAUUGUAUUAAGAACCAGAUGCACACAAAAUAAAGCCUAAGUUAUGAUUACGGAUAAAUAUAGCCAGCACGAUUUUCCCCCACAAAGUAUUUCUCCUUCUUUGCUGUCUAGACUUAAAAUAAAAACCAGAUAGAUAUAGUCUCUAAACGUAGCAUACAGAUAGGGUUUAUAGAGUUUGGUCGACAUUCAUGAGUUCUUGGUUUGAGAUUUUAUGGCACGACCGAGUGCACAAAGAGAGUUUAAGUACCUUUAUGUGAUUUGUGUCUGACACAUACAGAGCUGCACACAAGUACACAAACUAUUGAAUAAGACGAAAAAGAUAUUUAUGUAUAAGUAGGUGUAAGCAUAAGUAUUUUGUAAUUUAAGGUCAUUAUCUAUUACUUAGUUAUAAUAUAACACACAAUUAUAUGGAAUAGUUCUCAAAGAAUUGCAUUGAAUUAUGUGUUUCCCUACAUGUUAUUUCGAUUCAUUGCCCUCUGUGUGGUUUUGUGAUAAAUUGGCGUUAAAGUCUACUUAUGUCCAACUUUUAUAUGUUUUUUAUUUUUUAAUGGUAUAUCUGCAAUGUAAAAAAUUGACAUCUUACAAAUCUUAGCUAGAAAAUAAUUGAUGUACAGCCUUUCCCCUUUGUUUGACAAAAUCUUGCAUGGCUAUAAUUAAAGACUAAGUACAAUAACCAUUUAGGCCUAACAAAUGGAAAACAUAUCUCUUCAAGCUUUUGGAAGCACAAUACAAAUCUUAAAUGUUGUUAACUUAUUUUCGAUAUAUGUGCAAUAGCUGAAUUAAAUAUCACAGUACUUAUUGUACUUUUAUAGCUCAUUGAUUAUUCAUUUGUUGAGUAUUGUAUUGUUCAUAUUCAAGAUUAUUGAGCAAAUUAUUAAUAUAACCAUUACUAAUUAUUAACUAAGGCAAAGUAAUUCAUUAACUAUUUAAUCCACAGCCGAAAUAAA
This is a messenger RNA of Drosophila novamexicana, 4565 nucleotides long. RefSeq names its product probable nuclear hormone receptor HR38 (gene Hr38). Gene Ontology annotation, molecular function: nuclear glucocorticoid receptor binding; RNA polymerase II cis-regulatory region sequence-specific DNA binding; zinc ion binding. Gene Ontology annotation, cellular component: transcription regulator complex; nucleus. The coding region runs from base 358 to 2973 and encodes 871 amino acids. The transcript has 5 exons. The record is from RefSeq and is a predicted model, not a curated record. Lineage: Eukaryota; Metazoa; Arthropoda; Insecta; Diptera; Drosophilidae. Gene Ontology annotation, biological process: regulation of transcription by RNA polymerase II; cellular response to corticotropin-releasing hormone stimulus.